GGUGAUGACAUCUGCAGAUGCUGGUUUCACAGUUUCGUGAAUUACAUGAAUGAUUGCGGUCUUACAAGACAAAAUGUCUAUCACAACUUGCCAGAAGGUUACUCUGAUAUCAUGCUCCGUUCUCUGCAUCUCUCUCUUCCUCCCCAAAAUGCUUUUACCCAGAGGGAAGAAGGAGACGGGGCAGCCUGAGGUGGGACCAGGGUUUUACCCUCCCAUGAUGCAUCGGCUGUCAUCACCAGAAGACCCGGACCAGUGGGGGGUGGACCCUACUUACUCCAUCGCACACAGUGCUGAGAUCAUGGCCAAAGCAAAAGGCAAAGGAAGAGCCAAAAAAUACAACCUGAUGGGUCAAAUCAUCCCCAUCUAUGGCUUUGGAAUCCUCCUUUACAUCCUCUACAUCAUCUACAAGCUGACAUGCAAAAGGAAGACCACAAAAUCAGCAUACUACUGUACACUGACAAAAGGGAAUGUGGAAAAUAAGAUCCUACCUGAGUACGAGCUCUCCCGGCUUCAAGAGAAGCUGCGGGAAGCAGAGAAAAUGAUGGAGAGGAUCACCUCUAGAAAGAGCCGCAGUUCUGGAGGUGGCAGGAAGAGGAAGAGUAAAAAUGCGCCAUCAAAGCAGGAGGAGAAAUUAUUGAGGCAGAUUAGACAGAUCACUCGAGUGAUGCAAGAGGGCCGGUUGGAGGGGGCCACGCCGGAGAUGGAGGCUGAGGAGGUGCCUUACACAGCGGACUGGGAAGGCUACCCUGAGGAGACAUACCCAGACUACGAUGAUGACCCCUACGGUCAGGUGUAUGACAACAUCAUUCUGGAGGAGUCGCUUUUGUGCACACCCACUGCCGAGGCCCUGGCAGAGAGGAUGGAACAAGAGGAGGAAGAGGAGGUGGAGAGGAAACUGGAAGUAGUGCAAGAGGAAACGGAGGAAGAGGAGGAAGAAGACGAAGAGGAAGAGGAGGAAGGAGGAGAGGAGGAAGAAGAAGAGGAGGAGGAAGAGGAGGAGGAGGAGGAGAAGAUAGCAGAGAAAAGGCAUUUGCUUUGUCCCUCUCCACUCCUGCGUGCGAGAGAGAGGAGGGAGGAGAAGUUGGGCUGGGAAGUCAGCAAAGAGCUCCAGAGUCACAAUGGAGGAAAAAAGCAAAUCACCUUCAGCGACCACCAGGAUGUGUUCCACUACCCGAGGGAAGAUGAUGCUUAUGGCGAGGAAGAGGAGGGAAUGAUCGAUGAUGAGGAGGAAGAGGAGGAGAUGGAGAUGGAGGAGGAUGACGAAAUGGAGGAGGAGGCAGCGGCAGAGGAAGCUGAGGAGGAGAAAGCGGAGGAGGAAGAAGAGGAUGAAGAAGAGGAGGAAGAUGAAGAGGAAGAGGAGGAAGAGGAAGAGGCGAAGGAGGCAGAGGUGAAGGUGGAAGUCGAGGAGGAGGAUCCGGUGAUGGAGGCGGAGAGCCUGACGUUCAGCUGCGAUGGCUGCUUGAAGCCAGAGGAGGAAGAGGCACAGGAGGAGGAGGAGGCGGAGGAGGAGGAGGGUGAGGAGGAGGAGGAGGAGGAUGAGGAGGAGUACUUGGUAAUGUCAGGGCAAUCAGACGUGGCGAAGGAUCUGGGGACGAGCGGGCUGAGGAUGAGGAACAGGAGAGAAACAUAAAGGUUUCCCUAAAAGUUAUUUUCCACAUACAAUGAACAUAUCUGGGUCUCCAUAUUGUGCUAUACUCUCUGUUGAUCCCUCACAGAUGUGUAAUACUCUUCUGAUGCCUAUUACUGUACCAUAGCUGUAGAUUCAUUCAUUCAAGUAUCCUCUCCUGUGUAGCAUCUGCAGCAAAAGUCAGAAUGUAUUUCCAUCAUGGCACUGAAACCUCUACUUUUACACAUGUACAAUCAGGUGUUUUUUUAAUUACCAUUAUUACGUCAAAUCAAUCAAAAAUGUGCAGAUGAUGUUUAUAGUGACUGUUUAACUGUAAAAUCUGGGGCUACUCCAUAGACAACAAAAUGUAGCAGUUUUGCGGACCCACAGAAUGCUGAAUUAUUUCUCAUCGUCA
Messenger RNA from Myripristis murdjan (pinecone soldierfish), 2021 nucleotides. It is a transcript of the gene ric3a, whose product is annotated as RIC3 acetylcholine receptor chaperone a. The coding region runs from base 50 to 1630 and encodes 526 amino acids. Gene Ontology annotation, biological process: protein localization to cell surface; synaptic transmission, cholinergic. The record is from RefSeq and is a predicted model, not a curated record. The transcript is spliced from 6 exons. Gene Ontology annotation, cellular component: neuronal cell body; intracellular membrane-bounded organelle; neuron projection. Lineage: Eukaryota; Metazoa; Chordata; Actinopteri; Holocentriformes; Holocentridae.